CACAGGUGUUCCCCCUUACGGAUCAGUGUGCAGGACUGGAACCUAAUAAAUUGCAUUUCCGCGUGAAGACUUCUCCAACCUCAGAUUCAAGGUUUUGCUUCUCUGAUAACUAAAUUUACAAGAAGAAGUGGUGAGAUAAGUGGGUCUUGCUGGGAUGGAGCAGAAUCCCAAGACAGAGCUGAAUGAAAUCACCAUAAGCCCUUCCCAGUACCCUAAAGUAAAGGUGGAUGUGUUGCAAAUGGAGCAGGAGUUAAGCUUCAGGAAACUAGUAGAGAGUUCAGAGUGUCCAGAACAACUGAAAUACGACUUCAACAAAAAUGGUGAACUGAAGCAUCUAGAUACCAAUGAGCCCUUUGUCUUUAAUUAUUACAAAAAUGCACAUGAGAGUAACCAUAAACGCUAUCAAGUUUUGGGACACCUUAUUACACAGUAUGUUUAUGAGCUCCUGGAAAGAGUCUGCAAGCUUCAGAAAGUCCACAUCCCAACAGAUGCUACAGAAGAUGAACCCAGGAGUUUCUUUUUCAUCAGUGAGAAAGCAUUAACUAAUUCCUCAAGCCUAAUCGUGCUCCUACAAGACCGUGGAGUCUUUCGGGCUGGUCAAUGGGGGCUGAAGACCAUAAUCCAUGAGGGCCUGGACCAUGGAACUCAAAUACCAUUCAUUAAAACAGCCCUUCAAUGCUAUGGAGGAGUGAUUGUUUUAAAUCCCAAUGACAAUUUCAUUGAUCUGAAGAUGGAAGAUGAGUGGUUAAGUUUAUCUACCAAGGAAGAAUCUUCCACUGUAAAUUCCUCCUGGUGGAUCCCAAAGAGGUGCAGCAGCAGCUCCGAAGAGCACACCAUUUAUAUUUGGGAUAAUUUUAUUUCAAAGAGCGCAGCCAAGAACGUGGCCUUCAUUGCCCAUGGCUAUGGAGGCUUGGUUUUCAUCAACCUGCUCAUUCAGAGAACAUGGGAAGUGAUGAAUAAAGUGUAUUCUGUGGCACUUAUUGACUCCAUGCACCACACGUUACACCAGGUGAAAAAUAAUCCACAAGUGCAAGAAUGGAUACAGAAACAUUGCCGUGAAUGGGUAACAAACAGUAAACCUCUAGAUAGACCCACAGGUUCCCUUGUGAAAGUGGACUGUCCUACAGUCUCUGCUGGGACCGAAAAAUACAGUUUAGCACCAUCUUCCACCUUACAGGCCAUUUUCAAGUACCUGAAGAGCACACUGAAAGCUAAGAACACAGUAACUUUAUCUCGUUCUCCUAUUGUAACAAGGAGCAGUAAAAAUAAGAAGAGAGGCAAUACAUGCUGAAGUAUUUUUCAGGACUCUUCUCCCUCUUUAAAACCAUUCCAUGGAAGCUUGAAACUGAAGCUGCCAUGUUGGUUUCCUUGCACUGCAGAGUGAUUUAUAUUCCAUAAGGGUGGUAUCGCGUUUCUGAUUUUGAUUGUUGUUGAAAAACUAAUUGGGAGAACAAAUAAAGUUAUCACCAAACAUUAGAAAAGUUUGGUCUUUUCUUUUUGGAAGCUAAUUCUUGCAAUUUCAAAAAAAUAAUUCAUGGGAGCUUUAAACUUGAGCUCUGCUGUUAUUCCUGCACUUUAAAAUGGUAUAUAGUAACGGUGUUAAGGUGAGCCAGAGUUUACCUGUGUUGAUUCUGGAAGCUUAUGUUGUGAAGUUUGUGCGUAUCUAAGCUAAGUAGAUUUUGUCAGCAAAAAAACUAUAAAUUUCACUGUAAAGGGCAAUCUGGCAUAUGAGAUUAAUGCUAAAGACUCCACAAAUCUAACAUUAGCCUAUCCACUCACCUGGCAGUGCCCAGUAGUUCCUUAUAUAUUCCCCAAUAUUUUUUCCAGUCUUGUUUUGGAUGUCUCAAGCAUAGGGGCUUCUACCGCUUCCCUUUAGACAUUAGUCUGUCAUCUAAAGAUUCUUCACUGAACCAUACAUUACCACCUUCCUCCAGUCAGAGAAAUGAGAUAGUCUAAACAUAAUAUAUAGUGGACCAAAUUUAUUAUCAGUGUCACUCCAAUGAAACCAGUGAGAUUACUUUAGUAAUUAAUUUGGCCUCAUUUAACUCCUUUUCAGACUGAAUGAUUGCUGUGGAAAUACUGCAGUGUAGUUACCUGGACGAAUUAAAAAAAAAUAAAAACUUGGCAUAAAAAAAGCAACCUGUAAUUAAAAA
This is a messenger RNA of Gopherus evgoodei (Goodes thornscrub tortoise), 2153 nucleotides long. Its product is annotated as putative protein FAM172B. Gene Ontology annotation, biological process: regulatory ncRNA-mediated heterochromatin formation. Gene Ontology annotation, cellular component: nucleus. The record is from RefSeq and is a predicted model, not a curated record. Lineage: Eukaryota; Metazoa; Chordata; Testudines; Testudinidae. Gene Ontology annotation, molecular function: siRNA binding. The transcript is spliced from 4 exons. Bases 155 to 1291 code for a protein of 378 amino acids.